Molecule: messenger RNA, 1008 nt
Organism: Aspergillus pseudotamarii
Lineage: Eukaryota; Fungi; Ascomycota; Eurotiomycetes; Eurotiales; Aspergillaceae
Product: H(+)-transporting V0 sector ATPase subunit c''
Exons: 5
Coding region: 125-721 (198 amino acids)
Biological process (GO): proton transmembrane transport
Cellular component (GO): proton-transporting V-type ATPase, V0 domain
Molecular function (GO): proton-transporting ATPase activity, rotational mechanism
Source: RefSeq, a predicted model, not a curated record
AAGAGCUCCGCUCCACAGCAAUACUUCUAUCGUUUGGGAGAUUUUUGUUAGGCGUCUAAAGACCCUGUAGCUUGUUUGCUGUUUCCUCCAGCUUAAAGAAUCGUGUCAGAAGUUGGAGGUCACCAUGGGUCUCGUCUAUCCAGCUGGUGCUGCUACCGUGUCACUCCUAGUGAUCGGGGGCUAUAUGCUUUUCCACGGAGAUGGUGAACAAUUUAAUGUUGGUCAAUUCCUCGAAUCCGUAUCCCCAUAUGCUUGGGCAAACAUCGGUAUCGCGAUGUGCAUAGGUUUAUCAGUUGUUGGAGCAGCGUGGGGUAUCUUCCUCACGGGUUCAUCGAUUGUCGGCGGAGGUGUCAAGGCACCAAGAAUUCGGACGAAGAACUUAAUCUCCAUUAUCUUUUGCGAGGUAGUGGCUAUUUAUGGUGUCAUCAUGGCAAUCGUUUUCUCUUCGAAGCUCAAUCUCGUUGGCGAUGACGAAAUCUUCUCCGGCAGCAACCAGUAUACCGGAUACGCACUCUUUUGGGGUGGUAUCACUGUGGGCAUGUGCAACUUGAUCUGUGGUAUCUCUGUCGGUAUCAAUGGAAGCAGCGCAGCUCUUGCCGAUGCUGCUGAUGGAAGCUUGUUUGUGAAGAUCCUUGUUAUCGAGAUCUUCAGCUCUGUCCUUGGCUUAUUCGGCCUUAUCAUCGGGCUUCUGGUGACACAGAAGGCUAACGAAUUUAAGUAAGGCUGCUUAAUGGUUGACGAGAGGGGGUUUGCUCCGAGAGAAAACCAUGCGAGUCGGGGUAGGAACCAUUGUAUGACUUCUAUGUUACAGCUUCACUUUGUUCUGGUGUUCUAUUAUAUACUGCAUUAUGGCGUAUGGAUCCGAUUUGACUGUAGAGUCUUUUGGGUAUGCGUGAAUAGCAUUGAUUGUCCCGCCGGUUUGCCAUGAUGUCUGGGUUGGUGUACAGUAACAGGCGCCGGGAAGUAAUGGAAGUGCCGAUAUUAUCAAUACGAUAGCGCACUCUUAUG